CUGUCAGUCAAAUGAGUCUCAUGGGAUAUUCCAAACUAAGGGUAUGAGAUGCAUUUCUAGGGGAGCUGAAGCAAGGACCAAGGAAAAUAAAAAAGAGAUAAGAGAUGCAAGCAAGAUUGUUCUAGCAUAGAGUCCAAAAAGCGCCCAUUGCCUAUUUGAGGGUGCCUUGAAUAAAGACCAAUCAUGCAAGAUUAGAUUCAAUCUCUCUCACCCCUCCACCUCCCAAUACCAACCAUUCUUUAUUUUUAAUUGCAUACGAUCAACCUCCCUCUCUCUCUCUGCGUGCUCCAUGGACGGAACGCUGUUACCCAGCAGGCCUGCGUUUCCCGGUCCGACAACAAAGACAGCACACCCAACUCCUCAUCAGUUGAAGUUCAAUCCAGCCACUCUUCCUCCCCCUCCUCAGUGUCCAUCUCCUUCCACAUCAUUUCCUAUUGAUUCUCUCCUCCAACAUCUCCUUCACCUCUCUUCACCUCCUAAAAUCACUGCAAAGCCCAAAACGGUCAUCCAUCUCCAGACCAACACCGCCCAAUUCCCUUCCCUAUACAUCUCCUCUGAUGCUCAACAGAAGCUACCAACUUAUCUUAAGAAGCCUACUUCAGUUUCAGUCCCCCAGUUUGAAAGCAAAGGAGAUGUCGAGGUGGGUCAAUCUGUGGAUGCUACGCUUGAAUUUCUCUCUGAAAAGGGUAAGUUCCUAUUGAACUCCAUCAUUAAAUGCCCAGAAUCGAGUUUGCGUUCUUUUCUCAAUUCUGUCAAGUCUGAGGUGCUUGAGGUUGAUAUCGUCAGCCUCCUCAAAGGACUAGAGCUGUUGCGAAAUUGGGAGAAAGCAGUUUCUUUGUUCGAAUGGGUUCUUUCGGAUUCAAUCUACCGGAACAACAAACUAGACAAUCAAGCGAUCGAAGUUAUGGCUCGGGUGCUUGGCAGAGAAUCUCAGCAUUUAAUUGCAUCGAAGCUGUUUGAUUUAAUUCCCAUUGAAGAUUACUCCCUUGAUGUCCGGGCCUACACCACUAUAAUCCACGCAUUUUCUCGUACGGGAAAGUUUGAACGGGCAAUUAACCUGUUUGAGCAGAUGAAGGAGAAGGGUCUGUCUCCAACUCUCGUCACGUACAAUGUCAUGCUUGAUGUGUAUGGGAAGAUGGGUCGUUCUUGGAACAAGAUUUUAGGCCUUUUGGAUGAGAUGAAAAGCAAAGGGCUGGAGUUUGAUGAGUUUACUUGCAGCACUGUUAUAUCCGCUUGUGGAAGGGAAGGUCUGUUGGAGGAAGCAACAAAAUUCUUUAAUGGACUGAAGUCACAGGGUUAUGUACCGGGAACUGUUACUUACAAUUCUUUGCUACAUGUAUUUGGAAAGGCUGGUAUUUACUCUGAAGCCUUGAGCAUAUUGAAGGAAAUGGAAGAAAAAAAUUGCCCACCAGAUUCGAUAACUUACAAUGAGCUUGUGGCAGCUUAUGUGAGAGCAGGAUUUUAUGAAGAAGGUGCUUCUGUCAUAGAUACAAUGACCAGUAAGGGAAUAAUGCCAAAUGCUGUAACAUACACUACUGUAAUUAAUGCCUAUGGAAAAGCUGGGAAAGAGGAUAAGGCUUUGAGCUUGUUCAAACAGAUGAAAACAUCAGGUUGUGUUCCUAAUGUGUGUACCUACAAUGUCAUCCUUGGAAUGCUUGGAAAGAAGUCAAGGUCCGAAGAGAUGGUAGAGAUACUCUGUGAUAUGAAAUCAAAUGGUUGUGUCCCGAAUCGGAUUACAUGGAACACGAUGCUUGCCAUGUGUGGCAAUAAGGGUAUGCAGAAGUAUGUGAACAGAGUAUUUAGGGAAAUGAAGAACUGUGGGUUUGAGCCAGACCGUGAUACAUUUAAUACAUUGAUUAGUGCAUAUGGUCGGUGUGGCUCAGGUGUUGAUGCUUCAAAGAUGUAUAAUGAGAUGACUAAAGCAGGGUUCAGUCCAUGUGUUACGACUUAUAAUGCACUCCUGAAUGCACUCGCUCGAAGAGGUGACUGGAGAGCUGCUGAAUCUGUCACCCUAGACAUGAAAAGCAAGGGUUUCAAGCCUAAUGAAACUUCAUACUCAUUGAUGCUCCAUUGCUAUGCAAAGGGAGGACACACUGAGGGGAUAGAGGCAAUUGAGGAAGAAAUUUAUUAUGGUCAAAUAUUUCCAAGUUGGAUGCUCAUGAGAACUCUCAUUCUUGUGAACUUUAAGUGUAGAUCACUGAUGGGUAUGGAGAAAGCAUUUGAGGUGCUGCAGAAGCAUGGUUACAAACCAGAUUUGGUUGUCUUCAACUCUAUGCUAUCAAUUUAUGCAAAAAACGGCAUGUAUGAUCAGGCCCACGAGAUGCUGCACUUAAUCCGUGAGAAUGGGUUGGAACCAGACCUUGUCACCUACAACAGCUUGAUGGACAUGUAUGCAAGAGCUGGAGAGUGUUGGAAAGCAGAAGAGAUUCUCAGAAAGCUUCAAAGUGCUGGAGGAAAACCAGACCUUGUUUCCUACAACACUGUGAUCAAGGGAUUUUGCAGGCAAGGCCUCAUGCAAGAAGCACUGAGGACACUCUCAGAAAUGACAAAUAAGGGAAUUAGGCCUUGCAUUGUUACCUACAAUACUUUUGUAGCAGGCUAUACAGGGCAAAGAAUGUUUGCAGAACUAAAAGAUGUCAUCAGCUAUAUGAUGCAGCAAGAUUGCAGACCCAAUGAGCUAACCUACAAAAUUGUUGUUGAUGGCUAUUGUAAGUCAAGGAAAUACAAAGAAGCCAUGGACUUUGUUUCAGGAAUUAGAGAGUCUGACCCUUUCUUUGAUGAUGAGUCUGUUCAAAGGUUAGCUGCCCGAAUUCGGGAGAAUAUGGAGUUGUAGAUUGGAUUUAGCAACCAGAGAUUCAUUUUAAAUUCUGGGGUUUCAGGUAUGACCUAUCUUUACAUGUAUUAAUUAAACUCAAGGGGUUGAUAUCUUCUUCAGGUAAUGCAUCUGACAUGCCAGUUGUACAAAAUCAAUUUUUGAGCUGUUAAUGAGAGAAGCAAUCAUAGAUAAAUGUUCUUUUGAUUCUCUUAGUGGCCACCGACUGAUUGCCACAUAAGGCCUGUAUUGAACCUAGAAAGUUUCCAGUCCAAUUUCUAAUAUUGAUCUGAUCAUUAAAUUA
This is a messenger RNA of Nelumbo nucifera (sacred lotus), 3116 nucleotides long. RefSeq names its product Tetratricopeptide repeat (TPR)-like superfamily protein. The record is from RefSeq and is a predicted model, not a curated record. Gene Ontology annotation, cellular component: mitochondrion. Gene Ontology annotation, molecular function: protein binding; mRNA binding. Gene Ontology annotation, biological process: RNA processing; mitochondrion organization. NCBI's taxonomy places the organism in Eukaryota, Viridiplantae, Streptophyta, Magnoliopsida, Proteales, Nelumbonaceae.